AUGCAGUCAUCAGCAACAGAACCCAAGCGGUCAUCAGCAACAGAACCCAAGCAGUCAUCAGCAACAGAACCAAAGCGGCCAUCAGCAACAGAACCCAAGCAGUCAUCACCAACAGAACCCAAGCAGUCAUCAGCAACAGAACCCAAGCAGCCAUCAGCAACAGAACCCAAGCAGUCAUCAGCAACAGAACCCAAGCCCAUCAGCAACAGAACCCAAGCAGUCAUCAGCAACAGAACCCAAGCAGCCAUCAGCAACAGAACCCAAGCAGUCAUCAGCAACAGAACCCAAGCAGUCAUCAGCAACAGAACCCAAGCAGUCAUCAGCAACCAUCAGCAGUCACCAGAAUACAAGCAGCCAUCAGCAAACCCAAGCAGAACCCAAGCAGUCAUCAGCAACAGAACCCAAUCAGCAACACCAGCAACUAUCAAACAGCAAAUUCAAGCAACUAAUAAGCAAAUUCAGCUGACACUGUACAAAUGA
Molecule: messenger RNA, 480 nt
Organism: Haliotis rubra (blacklip abalone)
Lineage: Eukaryota; Metazoa; Mollusca; Gastropoda; Lepetellida; Haliotidae
Product: proteoglycan 4-like
Exons: 1
Coding region: 1-480 (159 amino acids)
Source: RefSeq, a predicted model, not a curated record